Elaeis guineensis (African oil palm) is the source of this 1769-nucleotide messenger RNA. The record is from RefSeq and is a predicted model, not a curated record. NCBI's taxonomy places the organism in Eukaryota, Viridiplantae, Streptophyta, Magnoliopsida, Arecales, Arecaceae.
AUAAAAUUGAUGACACCAGUAUUUGAUCAUGUUUGAAGUUGUUUUCCGGUUGGACUGAUAUCUAAUCUACUUCCUUGAUUUCAUUAUUUUUAAAUACACACAAGUUUAUUUGUCCUUUUGUAUCCGAAUACGUAUUUCCACUGGAUGAUAUUUUGUUCUAUCACGUCAAAUGAAGAUAUGGGUGCCUUGUAAGUUCCUUAUUCUUUUGUGAACCUCUUUACUUUUGUCUCUAGAUAUUCAUCUUCUAGGAUUUGGGAUGGGAUCGGAGAGCUUGAAUUUGGAGGAGAGGUUAAGGUCACUCCUCCUCCAGCUCCAGAGUGAAUCUGGGAUCCUGGAUCGGAUAGUGUAUAAGGGCAAGAAUCAACACCGCCGCUGCUCCUACUUCCAGUACCUCUCGAAGGUGAGAAGGGAUGUGAGGCUUCUGCAGUCUAUGGGGCUAGGGGAGGUUUUGAAUGUCCUCUUCCCCAUUAUUCAUGGCAGAAAACCUGCUCAAAAUGCUUUUCAAAAGCUGCGGCAAAAUAAAAAAUGUCCUGGUGGAAAGCAUAACUACCAAGAGCGACUCUUGGGUAUUGCACGUUUACUAUCACAGAUGGCUGAACCCAUAUUGAAGGCGGCAAUUCAGAUAUCGUUGUUACUUGCAAAGUCAUUUUUCACAGGAUUCUGUAUCAUGAUAUUGGCUCUGCUUGCACGACUUCGAGUUUUGGUUCAACAAAUCUUAGUUGAUGUAGUUUCUGUAUUCAACAAGGUCUCCUCUAUUUCACGGAAGAAGCAUUCUGUCAAACUCACUCAGGAUGGGGUUGAGGCUUUCAGGGAGUACUAUCCCUCAAGUAAGGAUGUUCUUAUUUUAGAAUGUGUCUGGGAAGAAGAUAAGUUUGCCUUGGCCGAGAGGACGGAAAGAAGCAACGAAAACAAUCAAGAUGACUUCAGAGCUCUUUCAUUGGAGACAUCUCUUCAAUAUGAAACUAUAGAGCUAUUCAGUGAAGUCCUAUGCACUGCAAAUGAGGUCAGUUCAGAUAAUAUCGAAGUGGAAACACCUGCCAAGGACUCAUGCCCCCAUCGCAUAGAAUCUGCCAUAGAUUCAUCUGAAGACCAACCAAAUACAAGUGAUGAUAAAAGUAUAGUGGAUUUGAAAGAUGGAAAGCAGUUGGAAAGCCAGGAGGUUCCAAGUUCUGCUUCUGAAGGAAUCAUAACUGCAAGUGUAGAUUCAUUCCCUAAAUCCAGAUCUUCAGAACAUGAGACUGGAUCGAGGGAGAAAGUGGCAUUUAUUCCUGUGAGAGAGUCAAAGUCCUCUGAGAUGAGCACAAGUUGGCCAAACAAGAAGAUGAAGUUGGAGAUGUCCUCAACCGAUGCUACAGAAACUGAAGAUCCUUUUUUAAAUCUGCUGAUGUCUGGAAGCAUGACUAAAUCUAUUUUUUGAUUGGUCAUGGUUUAAUUGAAACACAGUAGGGCCAAAUUGGUUUUGGCAUGGGAACAGCAACACAAUAAACUUUCUUGUCAUACCGUUUGAUGAUAAUAGAGGAAAGCUAUGCGGGAGUAGGUGAUAUCAGAGCGAUUCACAUGUGGUAGCGGUAUCCAGUAAUGCUUGAGAAACAAUGUUCCAUUUUUUUGCAUCAUUUUUUUUUUGGCUAAAGUAUUGCAGACAGCAUAUGUAUGUGCCUCAAUUUUCAUUAGAGAUAAGCCACUUUUAUGUAUCUAUCAGUUUUCCCUUUUGUAUUGUUAAAAUGCUGUCAGUAAACAUUGUUUUCAUCUACAGACAAGAUAAAAAGUUU